AUGACUGCGCGCGUGACCCAUCAUGCCCGUAUCAUCAUCGCCGUGACACUCCUUCUUUCCUGCAUCACUUUGACCUCGGCCAAGAUCAUGCAAGAGAAGAGGGCCCUUCCCUUGCCAGGUGCGACGUACGAUUACGUCGUUAUCGGAGCGGGUACCGCAGGCGCCACCAUCGCCGCUCGACUAGCCGAGGAUCCUUCCGUCACCGUCGCUGUGAUCGAAGCUGGCGACGGUCUCCAAGACAUCAACCCACUUGCCUUCAUGCCCGGAGGCGAUGUGCUUGGUGUUGGAGCGGACCCGUCCGACAAGCAGAUUUUGAACGACUGGGCGCCGAUCACGCAACCGCAGCGAGGGGCCAGUAACCGUCGACUCCACUACGCCCGAGGCAAGGGAGUGGGAGGUUCAACAAUCAAGAACUUCAUGGUCAGUACAGCAGCAGCCGGACGGGUGAAGAAGGCGUCAUACUGAUUUGAACGGACUGGCCAACCAGAUAUAUCAACGACCGGACAAGAGCUCCUUCGACGCGUGGGAGCAGGCCACCGCAGGUCAAGACUCUCCCGGUUGGACUUGGGAAGACGUCUACCCGUACUUUACGUGAGCAACACACUCCACAUUGUUCCUCGACCCAAGCUUGGCGAACCUACUGCUCAUGCGAGGACUUGUCUAUUCCUCCACCCUGAGCAGCAAGAGUGUGGUCAUCACUCCUGCAAACAACCAGAAGAGAGGGGCUCAAUAUACUCCCCGCUACAAGUGAGUCAACUGACACCGAGUAAUCAUCUAUUUGGCCGGUGGGCUGAUCAGGUCUGAUCGCAUCCGCCCAUAGCCCAGCCGCGUUUCCUCAAACCGACUCCUCGAAGGCGCCGCUGACACUCGGUUAUGCCAAUUUUGCCUUCGAGUACGGCACGACGCUUGCCGCCGCGUACGACGAGCUCGGAUACCCAGCCGCAUCCGACUUCUCCUCGGGUACUCUCAACGGCUACGCCUACAACCCCUCCACUAUCGACGCGAGCAACGGGCACCGUGCAACCUCACAGAAGUUCAUCAAGAAUGCUCAAAACGAGGGACUGUCAAACCUCAAGGUGAUCACGAAUGCGAUGGUCAAGAAGAUUAACUUUGACUCGCAAAUGAAUGGUGAGUGGUGUACCAAAAUGUGGGUUCCUUCCGCCCAUUUUGACCAAUCUUCGACAUGUGGUGGUCCGUGCGCAGCUGUCUCGUGCACCUAUACGACCUUGCUUGGGGCAUUUCAAACGACUGUCUCGGCACGAAGAGAGAUCAUCCUCUCGGCCGGGGCUUUCCAAAGCCCCCAGCUGUUGAUGCUCUCCGGGAUUGGACCAAAAGCCCAGUUGUCCAAGUUUGGGUGAGUCAAUUCCAUAUAGGCUGGUACAUCCGCCGUUCGACAUCGUGCGUAUCACUAAUGUACCUUUGUCAUCCUCUUCGUGCUCAGCAUCAACCAGCUGGUCGACUUGCCUGGCGUUGGGCAAAAUCUUCAGGAUCACGUAUUUUUCUCACCGGGCUAUGAGAUCAAGAACCACAUCUACAAUCUUGGUGGAGAAACUCAGCUCUUCAAGCUGCUGCUGGCCGGAGGUUCGGCUCUGUUAACGAAUUCGGGCUCGCUGACCAACCCGGUGGCGGAUCAUUUGAAUUGGGGAAGGUUCAACGACUCCUUCUUCCAAGCACACCCCGAGGCCGCCGCCCUCAGCGAUACGUCCCAAUAUGGCUCCCUAUGGCCUCAUUACGAAUUUCUCGCGGCUCCCGGCUUGACCCAGGACUUCAGCAACCUGUUUACACUGAACAGCGCUUUGGCAGCGCAGAGUCCUCCGCGGUUCUUCUACUCGCUCCUUGGUGCACUGGUGGCACCACUUUCACGAGGUCAGUACUAUGAGACCGUUCCGACAGGUAACAUCGAUCAUUGAAGUUUCGAUGCAAUAAUUGCAUAACGCAGGUACCGUUAGCCUCGCGUCAGCGGACUCUAGCGUAUAUCCCAAUAUCGACCCCAACUGGAUCACCCACCCGGGAGAUCAAGCCGUCGCGAUCGAAAUCUUCAAAAAGAUCCGCCGCAUCUUCAACACCAAAGCUUUCAGGGCCGUGCGCGCCAACAACCAGGAGUACUACCCAGGUAGGAAUAUGGCAUGCCUUGCAGUGCACGGGCGGCAGAUCUAGCCGUGCUGACUGACAGGUGCCCCAUAUAUGUUUCAGGCCUCGACGUCCAAAGCGAUGCCGACAUUCUCAAGACCAUUCAAGCUUCCGUACAGACGGUGUGGCACGCAGCUUGGUGAGCCUGGAUGGACUCAUACUAUUUGAAAGUAUGACACUGAUCGCGAGCCAUUCCUCGGCUUGCAGUACCUGCGCCAUGGGUGCUCGUUCAAAAGGCGGGGUGCUUGACCCCUAUCUCCGGGUCCACGGUGUGAACCGGCUCCGUGUUGUCGACGCUUCGUCCUUCCCCAUGUUGCCGCCCGGGCACCCCCAAUCCAGUAUUUGUGAGCAGUAUAUUUGUGCCUUGGGACGGUAGCUUGCACUAUAGCUGACUUUUGAGUUCGGCUUCAGACAUGCUUGCCGAGCGUGCGGCAGACUUUAUCACAGCCACCCGCACCGGCGCAGCCAUCACUCCUCCUAGCGUCACGAUGCCCGAGGGCGACUCUGGUUCUCCCUUCAUGGGGAACUGA
This is a messenger RNA of Microbotryum saponariae, 2660 nucleotides long. The record is from the annotation of a GenBank genome assembly. NCBI's taxonomy places the organism in Eukaryota, Fungi, Basidiomycota, Microbotryomycetes, Microbotryales, Microbotryaceae.